AUGUGCGCCGCGCAACUUGCCCCCAAGAUUUGCAUGUUCAUGUGUCAAAAACCCUGCAUUCAAAAAUGUGUUAUGGCCUCGCCUGUCCCACGCGAAUUUGAGUUGAUGUCCGAACCAGCCUAUCCAGUAUCACCAUUUGCUGAUGAGAUGUUUACUCCGCAAACACGGCUAGGAUGUAUGCCCUCUGGAUGUAUGAUGGAUAGCGCUGUUCCACCAAUGAUUGACCCCUGA
This is a messenger RNA of Strongylus vulgaris, 231 nucleotides long. The record is from the annotation of a GenBank genome assembly. NCBI's taxonomy places the organism in Eukaryota, Metazoa, Nematoda, Chromadorea, Rhabditida, Strongylidae.